CACAUCAACUAGUCGAAAAAUAAUGUUGGGUCAAAGAUCAACAGAAAAAUAUUUGAACCCUCGAUACCAAUCCAGUAUCCCCUCGUCACUGGAUGUCGAUAUUUAAAGUCGAUGCUGAAUACCGACGCCACAGGAGAAGGGUAAAUCUGCGCAUCACGAUAGGUCGAAUGCAGAUAGAAAAAAGAACCCACACACCAAAGUUAACAUGAAUCUAUUAUUGUCUGCAUCGUCUCCAGACGGUAGCUUAGCCGCAAUCAAGGCUCCUUCAUCGGCUUCGUCUUCGCGACAUUUGAUUCGUAUCUACCAAGUGGGGGACUCAUCAACGACGCUUCAAUCAACAUUGACCCACGCGUCGAAUCUUCCUCUUGUGCAGCUAAUUUUUGCUGGAAGAACAUCGGUUCUUGGACUUUUUGGACGCCAGGAGGUUGUGGUAUGGGAUCUAGAUCGUGGCGUCGUUGCUGCCACUUUUUCUGCCUCAGAUGAUCAAGCUUUCUUAUCCCUGGCCGCCCCUAGUGAUGACGAGGAAGAGAACGAAAAUAAUUACUAUGCAUUGGUUCGUCAUGGUCCAAAACUAGUUGUACAUGAAUAUUUAGCAUCAAGCAACAAACUGAGACGAAAAAUCAAGAGUGGUCGGAUGAAUGAUUCGGAGGACGGUGAUGUUGAUUAUAGUGAGAUGGAAAAAAAGGAUGCAGCAUCUUUAAUUAUUACUUCGUCACAUGUUAUCGUGCGUGCGAAAGGAUGUGGGAUCCGUGUAAUGGAAAAGGAUUCUGGGAAGAAGACUGGGAAGAUCAAACUCAAGGAAUCUUCUUACGGAGAAGCAUCGAGCAUGGAGAUGAGCUCUUGUAUUGGAGACCAAAACAUUUUGGCGGCUAUCGAAAAAUCUGGGGAUGCUGUCUUAUUCGAUCUGGGCUCAUGCAAGGAGGUAGCUCGUCUUCCAACCGACAGUUCUCCAACACAGAAAACUGGUCUACAGCUCGUAGCCCAACAAACAAAAGAGGAUUCAUUUACUCUCUUUCGCUAUGAUUCCCUUUACUCAAUCGUCACUGAAAAGAACAGAUCGUCACCGUAUGAAAAAAUAUCACAAUUGUCUAGCAGCAAUCCAGUGGCUGUAUUUUUAAGAAGUAAUGACAAGGCACUAGCACUAAUUCAACAACGAUCUUCGGACUAUCGAGUGCAAGUGAUCGAUUUCUCUGAAGACAGCGAAGAAGAGCUUCCAGCCGUCUUCAAGUUGGAUCAAGAAGCUAGCUCUAAGGGAAAGAACGAAGCUACAAGCAAAAAGAAACGAAAUUCUUCAGAAAUUAAGGUGCUUGGCCCUGGGCAAGCUGGUAGCGAAACAAUUACUUCUGUGAAAAAGUUAAGAGUAAAUAGUUGCGAAGACGAAGAUGAAAUGGAUGUUGAAGAAAAUGGUGACGACGACGAUGGCGACGAAACGAGAAACCUGACGAUUGGUGAACGGCUUCAAAUGUUGACUGAUGCCCUAGAUGAAGAAAAUAACGAUGGGGAAGAAAACGACAACGAUGACGACAAAGCUGUAACAGCCGCUAUUGCUGCCGCUGUUGGAAAAACAAAAUUCAAACCCCAAAAGGCCACUACCGAAUCCCUGAAAGAACUCUUGACCCAAGCUCUUCAAUCGAGCGACGAUAACCUUUUGGAACUAGCACUUUCUGUUCACGACAUGAAAAUAAUUGCUACGACUAUAAAAGAAAUGAACGAGGAUCUUUUGGUCAUACUGCUGGGAAAGCUUACAUCUCGUUUGGCAUCUAGCCCACUUCGUGCCGAAUCUCUUUCAAUUUGGAUAUCUCAUUGUCUGAAGAGAGGCAGUUUCGACUCAGAGCAUCUAGCUGUUUUGAGAAAUAUGCUUUACGAGCGAAUAGAAAGUUUUUCAGAUUUACUGCGUUUGGAAGGAAGGCUGUCUAUGAUGGUAGAUUGAUUUUCUUUACACAUAACAGCGGGAUAUCGAACCGGUCAAACCAGGACGGAUGACGAUCCAAUAAAUUCAAAUACUAUUA
Pseudo-nitzschia multistriata is the source of this 2009-nucleotide messenger RNA. Lineage: Eukaryota; Bacillariophyta; Bacillariophyceae; Bacillariales; Bacillariaceae. The record is from the annotation of a GenBank genome assembly.